AUGAGUCUGACGCUGCUGGAUUUGAAACGCGCCACGUCCAACACGGUCGUUCAGCUGAAUCUGUGCUGCGAAGCGGCCGCCCGCACGGAAAUCGAGCUUCGGAGCUUCGGCGGCCAAACGAACCCGAGAGCGGAAAAAACGAAGAAGGGGAGCUGGACGGCUGCGGCGCGGAUGAAGUGGAUUUUCGCCGCGGUUCUUCCAAGCCCGUCAGAAACGGGCGCUCGUCGAGGAUUAUUUGCGGGCCUCUCGGAUAAGUCGAAAGCAAAACAAACCGCUGGAGACCCUCCGACGAGUAUCCGACGGCGUGAUCGAGAAACAUCGCUGCGCCUUCAACGGCUCAACGUGGGUCAGGAAAUGGAGGUGGGUUUCGUGACGGACGUGGCUGAGAGCCUGUUCAGCGACGGGACCACGAACUGGGGCCGCGUGGUCAGCUUGGUGGCGUUCGGGGCCGUGGUGGCCAGGCACCUGAAACAGAGCGGCCUGGAGCACUGCAUCGAGCCGCUGGGGGAGCGAAUCAGCAGCUUCCUCCUCCGGGACAAGAGAGCCUGGAUGAGAACGGAGCGUGGGAAGGCUUCGUGGAUUUCUUCCACACGGAGGACCCCGAGUCCAGCAUGAGGAACGCUUUGAUGACCUUCGCUGGCCUUGCAGGUAUCGGCGCUGGCAUCGUGCUGCUCAUGAGAUGAGGGGAGGGGGACUCCCUAAAGAUACUGGACUAUCGCUACCUGAAUGUCUGUCCAUUCAAAAACACUUUGCUUCCAAGCCCCCUGUCAAAAAGUUAAACGUGGCUGACGGGGGUGCGGUUUUGAAGAACGCAGACUCUGCCCCGGUGAAAGGGAGGAGGAGGGGCACAGACCAGGGGGUCCAGAGAGAGGGGUUCUCCAGGCACACCAUUUUUAAAACACACUACAGUUUGGAGAUCGCAGGAAGGAGUGGAUUCCCAGAUGCGUGUGUUUUUUUGUUUGUAAUUUUGUGCUUUUGAAAUGUUGCUGCUAAAUUUGAGAGUGAAUGUAACACCAGAUUUGAGUGUUUCUAUAGCUGCUCAGUGACAUCACUGGUCUGGUUUCCCUGGUUUAAGGGGAGUGUUUUACGUUUUGGUUGGGGUGUUCUGUUUUUUU
Acipenser ruthenus (sterlet) is the source of this 1115-nucleotide messenger RNA. RefSeq lists its product as uncharacterized. Gene Ontology annotation, biological process: positive regulation of apoptotic process; extrinsic apoptotic signaling pathway in absence of ligand; intrinsic apoptotic signaling pathway in response to DNA damage. The record is from RefSeq and is a predicted model, not a curated record. Lineage: Eukaryota; Metazoa; Chordata; Actinopteri; Acipenseriformes; Acipenseridae. The coding region runs from base 1 to 615 and encodes 204 amino acids. Gene Ontology annotation, cellular component: mitochondrial outer membrane. Gene Ontology annotation, molecular function: protein heterodimerization activity; channel activity; protein homodimerization activity. The transcript has 4 exons.